GAGGGAAGAAGUACAUUGUGACCGGUCAGCAUGCAAAGCACUCCCUCCAAAGCCCCAUCUCUGUCUGAAUCUCUGAUCUGAAAAGCAACUCACCAUUGUUCCAUUUCCAAACGCAAUUGUAUAUCCUUUAUUCAUUCAUCAUCGCAAACCACAAACAGAUAACAAAUAAAUAAAUAAAUAAAUAGAUAAAUAAAUUUAACCACAUUUUCCCUCUUCUCUGGUUUGGGCGUUGCAAGAUGCUGUGCAGCCGCAUAUUGCAGAGGAGAAUUUUGAUCUCCGCUCGGCGAUUCCUCCCUUCAUUUCAGACCUUCUUUUCUGCUUCUGCUUCUGCUUCUGUUUCUGGUUGUUCCUCCCCUUUUGUCCUCGCCAAAGCUAAUGCUCCUUCCCAUCUGAUUUUCGAUUCUGUGUGUUUCAACAGAUACUGCUUUUCUACUCAACCUGUGUUGGAGCUUCCCGCGGGGAAGAUAGUGGACGUUCCGUUGGCACAAACCGGUGAAGGUAUUGCAGAAUGUGAGCUUCUCAAAUGGUAUGUUCAAGAGGGGGAUUAUGUGGAAGACUUUCAACCCCUUUGUGAAGUUCAAAGCGACAAAGCUACCAUAGAAAUUACAAGCCGCUACAAAGGAAAAAUUUCUAACAUUCUCUACGUUCCUGGUGAUAUUGUGAAGGUUGGAGAAACCCUUUUAAAGAUACUAGUUGAUGAGCCAGCGUUUUCUUCAGUGACUCUCGGUGAUUCAGAAAAUGCAAUGCCACCUGAAUCUGAUCAGACAUUGGUAAAUGAGUCUGCAUUUCCUACAACAAUUUGCAACUCAGAAAAGGCUAAGUCACUGGAUUCUAAUCUUGAAAAAGGGAGACAAACUGGAGUUCUAUCAACACCUGCUGUAAGGAAUCUAGCAAAGCAGCAUGGUAUAGAUGUAAAUGAAAUCAGUGGAACUGGAAAAGAUGGAAGGGUUUUGAAAGAAGAUGUCCUCAACUUUGCUGUCAAGAAAGAUCUCACUGAAAAUCCAUCUACUACCUUGCAAGCUGAUUCUGGUGAACAGCUGCAGGAAGCAGAAGGAUACAACAGUGAUGUCACAGCUAAAUAUGAUAGGCUCUCUGAGGACACGAUACUUCCCCUUAGGGGAUUCCAAAGAGCAAUGGUAAAGUCAAUGUCACUGGCUGUCAAAGUACCUCACUUCCAUUAUGUAGAUGAGAUGAACUGUAAUGCCCUAGUGAAGCUUAAAACAUCGUUUCAGAAAAAUAACCCUUAUCCUGAUGUCAAGUACACAUUCCUUCCAAUAUUAAUCAAAUCACUAUCCAUGGCCCUCAAUAAGUACCCUUUUAUGAAUAGUUGCUUCAAAGAUGAUGCAUUGGAGGUUACCCUCAAAGGUUCUCACAACAUUGGAAUUGCCAUGGCGACACCACAUGGUCUAGUUGUGCCAAACAUUAAAAAUGUUCAGUCACUUUCCAUACUGGAGAUAACCAAAGAGCUGGCAAGGUUACAAGAUUUGGCAUCAAAUAACAAGUUAUCUUCUGAAGAUAUAUCUGGUGGGACUAUUACUUUAAGCAACAUUGGCGCUAUUGGUGGAAAGUUUGGUUCCCCAAUUAUCAAUCUGCCUGAAGUCUCCAUUAUUGCCAUUGGUCGAAUUCAGAAAGUUCCACGGUUUGCUGACGAUGAAAGUGUGUAUCCUGCAUCGCUCAUGACUGUUAAUAUUGGUGCAGAUCAUAGAGUCUUGGACGGAGCAACCGUUGCAAGAUUUUGCAACGAGUGGAAACAAUUAAUUGAAAACCCGGAGCUCCUCACGCUGCAUUUGAGAUGAAAUUUGAUUACAUGGAGGGACAAUUACUGAAAUUGUAAUUUAGGUGGUUAAUCUUUAUAUUGACCACAAUAAGAAAUUUAUGAACCAGAGCAUUUAAAAUUGAUCAAAAUGAAGAUCUCAAAAUUUAUCGUAAUUAUUCUGAUCAACAAAUGUCCUCGUCAUAUUCUGAAAUUGAAAAGUGGAC
Molecule: messenger RNA, 1980 nt
Organism: Abrus precatorius (Indian licorice)
Lineage: Eukaryota; Viridiplantae; Streptophyta; Magnoliopsida; Fabales; Fabaceae
Product: lipoamide acyltransferase component of branched-chain alpha-keto acid dehydrogenase complex, mitochondrial
Exons: 8
Coding region: 237-1796 (519 amino acids)
Cellular component (GO): cytoplasm; mitochondrion
Molecular function (GO): lipoic acid binding; acetyltransferase activity
Source: RefSeq, a predicted model, not a curated record